AUGACCCACAGCGGAGAGAAACCCCACCAUUGUUCCGUUUGCGGGAAGGCCUUCUUGCGAUCCUAUGACCUGAGACGACACCAGGUGGUUCACAAAGGAGAGGUUGCCAGAUCUGACACAGACAUCUCUGAGAAGCACCACCGCUGCUCCGAGUGCGGAAAGAGGUUCCUCACAAAGACGCGGCUGAACAGACAUAAAACCAAGCACGUCUGCCAUCCGUGUGGGAAGACCUUCACCUUGCUACGGCACCUCAAGAUCCACCAGCGAGUCCAUACGGGAGAGAAACCAUACCACUGCUCCAAGUGUGCGGAGAGUUUCGCCCACCUGUUGGAGUAUAGGAAGCACAGACAGACCCACCGUAUCGAGAAGCCAUACCACUGUGAUGACUGUGGCAAGAUGUUCUCCCACUUCAGAACCCUCAAGGUUCAUCGUCUGAUCCACACAGGAGAGAACCUCCACCACUGCUCCUACUGCGGGAAGGGCUUCACGAUCAGAGGGAACCUCAACACCCACCUACUGACCCACACCAAGGAGAAACCGCAUCAGUGCUCCAUCUGCGGACAACGCUUCGCCAGAUCCCAGUGCCUGAAAAAACACAAGCUCAAGAAGUUACACAUGGAAGAGGUCCUCUACCACAUCUGCGACUGCGGUAAGAGCUUCACGGAUGUAGAGAAGCUGCAGACGCAUGCAAGGACGCACUUGAAGAACCUUGAGAAGAGGUUCUGCUGCUCGUACUGCGGUCGGACGUUCGUACGGGCUGGUGACCUUCAAAGCCACCAGAGAACACACACUGGAGAGAAACCGUACGUCUGCACUAUAUGCGGGACCCGUUUCGCCCAGUCUGGGAACCUGAGAGUGCACCAGAUCACGCACACUAAAAGAGAGGCCGUACUCUUGUACUGUCUGUGAUAAGGGGUUCACCACACCGGGGAGUCUGAAGCUACACAUGAGGACACACACAGGGGAGCGGCCUUUCCUGUGUAGCGCAUGUGGGAAAGGGUUCACGGCGUCAGGGCAGCUGAAGAGGCACCAAGAGUGUCACAUGAGAGACACUGUCCAAUCAUCUCCUAGUGAAGACACGGGGGUGGCGGUGGCUUCAAAAUAAAAGUCCUCUCUAAGCGGACUACGAAAUAAGAGUACUGGAAACGUGCCAUUGUGUGUCUGAACUGUGAUCAUGAUGGGAGGUUUUACUGCUUCAUGAUGUCCCUAAUGGGACACCAUUCACAGUGGGCUCUGGUCAAAUGGGACACCAUUCACAGUGGGCUCUGGUCAAAUGGGACACCAUUCACUGUGGGCUCUGGUCAAAUGAGACACCAUUCACUGUGGGCUCUGGUCAAAUGGGACACCAUUCACUGUGGGCUCUGGUCAAAUGGGACACCAUUCACUGUGGGCUCUGGUCAAAUGGGACACCAUUCACUCUGGGCUCUGGUCAAAUGGGACACCAUUCACUCUGGGCUCUGGUCAAAUGGGACACCAUUCACUCUGGGCUCUGGUCAAAUGGGACACCAUUCACUAUGGGCUCUGGUCAAAUGAGACACCAUUCACUCUGGUCAAAAGGACUGCACUAUAAAGGGAGUAGGGACACUAUUCACUCUGGUCAAAAGGACUGCACUAUAAAGGGAGUUGGGACACUAUUCACUCUGGUCAAAAGGACUGCACUAUAAAGGGAGUAGGGACACUGUUCACUCUGGUCAAAAGGACUGCACUAUAAAGGGAGUAGGGACACUAUUCACUCUGGUCAAAAGGACUGCACUAUAAAGGGAGUAGGGACACUAUUCAGGACCUACACUAUUCCUCCCUUUUGCAGAACAUCAGUGGUUUACUCUGUGAGCUCAAAUAUGAGCUUUUUAAAGUGUCAGAGAAUGUGAUGUUUGACAAGAAAUUGUUAUCGGAGUCCUGAAUGACAC
This is a messenger RNA of Oncorhynchus keta (chum salmon), 1907 nucleotides long. Its product is annotated as oocyte zinc finger protein XlCOF26-like. The coding region runs from base 1 to 909 and encodes 302 amino acids. The transcript has 4 exons. Gene Ontology annotation, biological process: regulation of transcription by RNA polymerase II. The record is from RefSeq and is a predicted model, not a curated record. Lineage: Eukaryota; Metazoa; Chordata; Actinopteri; Salmoniformes; Salmonidae. Gene Ontology annotation, molecular function: DNA-binding transcription factor activity; RNA polymerase II cis-regulatory region sequence-specific DNA binding.